UUCAUAAUGAGAGCGGAGCAUGCGCUCUGGAACUCCAGUGCCCACCCAUUCAUAGAAUUGGGAGGAUAAGCAUGCGCAGAAGAGGUCCUUUCCCUCCCAUUCAUAAAAUAGCCAUUUUCCCAGGCAGCAGUUGUUGCAACAGCGAGGCGAAGCAAGGGGAAGCGACGGCUGCUGCUGACAGCGCAGCACUUGUAGGUCGUUCCUUGAGAACCCGGGGGUGUUCCGUGCCAAUUUCCCCCCCCCCCUCGCAGGUACAGCUCGUCAUCCGUCUCGGAUUUAGGAUUAACUCGCCUGUUGAGAGAUGAUCUCGGCUGGAUUAUUUAAACGCUUACAAGUAAUUUGAGUCUUGUUAACAACUGCUCCUUUGCUACCGUUGGCUUGGUCAGUUCAAGAGAAUCUCAGUUGCUUCCUUCCAGUGAAAGUGUCCAGAACUGGAUGCAGUACUCAAGAUGAGGCCUAACCAGUGCCGAACAGACAAGGACUAAUACUUCAUGCAAUUUGGAAACUAUUCUUCUAUUAAUGCAGCCUAAUGAUAGCUUAUUGGAGUGACACCUGCUUGUGUGAUGGUGUUUUGGCUUUUUAAAAUGAACUUGCUAUAGCAUCUUUUACUAUUCCUGUGCAGCAUGACAAUUGCUUGACCCCUCUUGACAGCUGGAAAGCCUGCCUAAAGAUUUUGGGAGAAGAGGCAAAGCAGACAGCUAAGGUCAGCACUGCAAUUGCUGAUAAAGGACAUCUGCCCCAAUACAUUUUGAAAUGAAGAAGAAGAGGAAGGAACACUCAUCCCUCAAGAGAAAAAAAGUUCUGUUUUUAAAGGACACUUAAAAGCUGUGUUUCCCGGUGCUGAAGGACAGCCUGAGCAAUGGAGCCUCGGAUGCCCCACAGCAUUACCAUGGUUCCCAAUGCUACUGUGGUCCAGCCUCUCCUGGACAGUCGUAUCCCCUAUGGCAGGCUGCAGCACCCUCUAACCAUCCUGCCAAUUGACCAAAUGAAGACCACACACAUUGAGAAUGACUACAUAGACAAUCCUACCCUGGUCCAGCUGGCUGCUCAGAAACAUCCUCGGGGCCACCAUGAAUCCACCCACCCACAGCGAUGCGAGCAGGACAUCACCCACCCAUGGAUCUCUUUCAGUGGACGGCCCAGCUCCAUUAGUAGUAGCAGUAGCACAUCAUCAGAUCAAAGGCUUUUGGAUCACAUGGUGCCAGCACCAGUGGCAGACCAGUCCUCCCCAAGGGCUGUCCGGAUACAGCCCAAGGCAAUUAAUUGCAAACCCCUGGAUCUGAAGGGACCUGCUUCUCAGGAGCUGGACAAGCACUUUUUGCUGUGUGAAGCCUGUGGAAAAUGCAAGUGCAAGGAGUGUGCCCUUCCAAGGACUUUGCCCUCCUGUUGGGUAUGCAACCAGGAGUGCCUGUGCUCAGCUCAGAACCUGGUUAAUUAUUCCACCUGCAUGUGUCUGGUGAAGGGCAUCUUUUACCACUGCACCAAUGAGGAUGAUGAGGGCUCCUGUGCAGACCACCCCUGUUCCUGCUCCCAUUCAAACUGCUGUGCUCGCUGGUCUUUCAUGAGUGCCCUCUCUCUGGUCCUGCCCUGCUUGCUGUGCUACCUGCCAGCCACCGGCUGUGUAAAGCUGUCGCAGCGAUGCUAUGACCAAGUGAGUCGGCCUGGAUGCCGGUGUAAAAAUACAAACAGUGUGAUUUGUAAAGCAUCACCUGAAGGGAAAGUUGGCAGCAGACCAGAGAAGCCAUUUUGAUCUCUGGAGAGAGGAGUAUGGCAUGGGAAGUGCAGAAAAACAGGAAGGGAGUUUCAAAACCUGUGGUGCAAGUACAACAUGUUGUCAGACUUUUGCUUUCAACAAAGCAAAACCUCUCUUUCCAGGAACUGAAGCACUUUGGAUUAUAUAGGGGUUAUGAAGUGGUGAUCCGUACUUAUACAGUGGGACUCUGAAGGACAUUUCUUAAUAUUUUUGCAGAGCAAAGGCAGACAGCUACUCUAUAGGGCAAUUUGAAGACUUCUUCUGUUUGGUUCUUAGUGUAGGUUGAUUGCUAAGUCUACAUACCACAAUAAUAAUUAUCAGAUGGGCUUGGCAGGUCCAUCAGCAGCUGAAACGGGAUUCCUGUUCCUAUGCAGUUCACAGGCCCCCUUCUUCAAACUUUUAUUUAUUACCUGUAGGCUUUUGGCAGUAAAGAGUUAACCUUCUCGACACUUUAAGAGGAGCAGCUGUCCACCACCUCAUUUCCCUCCCCCCCACACACAUUGAAGACAGCUAUUGAAAAAUGUAUUUCUAUCUGUCUGUUCCAUAAGUCCUUUUCCAUUGGCCCCUGUAGACAGAAAUGAUUGACCUUGAUAGGCAGAAAUCAGCACAUGCUAUGGUUUACAGGAGGUGUGGGGAACUUUUGCUUCUCCAGAUGAUGCUGAACUACAGCUCCCAUCAUCUUUGGCUAUGGGCUGUGCUUGCUGCCUCUGAUGGGAGCUGUAGUUUAGCAACAGCUGAAGAGCCAAAGGUUCCCCACACCUGUUUUACAGCAUGAAAAGUCUGUUACCACCUGCUCAUUGAUGCAUAUCAAGCUGCAGUUAAGGCACAGAUAGAAAAGUGGGCACCCUACCAGUCUCCCCUUUUUAAGGCUCUCUUUUGCUUCAUGGAACAAAGAAUGCAUCCUGGCUAGAGGAUAUAAAAAUAGGAAAUUCCCUUCAUCCAGCAUCAGUUGGCUGCUGUCUCAGGUGGAGUGUGUGGGGGUGGGGGUGUGCGCGCAUGCACACAUGUACCUGAACUGAAUUUCUUUUUGUCAGUGACAAGAAAAUCUCUAAUUUGCAAUUGCUGAGAUGGAGAUAAUCCACUGACUUCAGUAAAGCUAUUCCAGAGUAACUACAUCCUAAGGCUUUGAUUCUUAAAAUGCGUUGGCAUCCCUGUUCUUUCUAUGAAGGUCCCACAGAAAGGAUUCUUGAGAGUUCUGGCCUCUUUUCAGUAACACAUUUUAGAUGCAGUUGAUUCUGAGCACGUUUUAUAUCAAUAAAUUAUAUUGCUUAAUCAAA
Molecule: messenger RNA, 3030 nt
Organism: Rhineura floridana
Lineage: Eukaryota; Metazoa; Chordata; Lepidosauria; Squamata; Rhineuridae
Gene: SPRY4
Product: sprouty RTK signaling antagonist 4
Exons: 5
Coding region: 860-1750 (296 amino acids)
Biological process (GO): negative regulation of MAP kinase activity; negative regulation of Ras protein signal transduction; negative regulation of fibroblast growth factor receptor signaling pathway
Cellular component (GO): membrane; cytosol
Source: RefSeq, a predicted model, not a curated record